Monomorium pharaonis (pharaoh ant) is the source of this 10531-nucleotide messenger RNA. Its product is annotated as protein BTG2. The transcript has a single exon. Gene Ontology annotation, biological process: negative regulation of cell population proliferation; negative regulation of mitotic cell cycle. Lineage: Eukaryota; Metazoa; Arthropoda; Insecta; Hymenoptera; Formicidae. The coding region runs from base 3604 to 4188 and encodes 194 amino acids. Gene Ontology annotation, cellular component: nucleus; cytoplasm. The record is from RefSeq and is a predicted model, not a curated record.
UUCCGAGUUUCCCUCCGUCCCCCUCGUCAAGUUUUCGAGAAGGGUCACCCCGUAAUUUGAAUAUACGGCACCCUUCUGCGCGUUCGCAGCCCCUCCCGGCCAAUUGCACGUUCGGCAUAUUUCGUCUACCGUGCGCAGCGCGUUCGAUCUCCGUUCUCCUCGCGUUUGGAAUACGCGGACGUGGUAUUUCGUCGUGGUAUCGUUACCGCGGUUUCGGGGUGCCAGAUCGUUUUUCCGGCAACGGCCGAAAAGCACUAAAAUUGAAUCUGUCUCGUCGAGAAAUGAUCUCGAGAUAUUAAUCAUUAGUAUUCCUUAUGGAUCGUUAAGCUGAAUGUUUGUCUUAUAUCGGUUGUUUUUAUACUAUCGAUAAUGUGUCGCUUCGGCAAUCUCAUUGUCACAUAAUUUCGCGAUUCAAACACUGUCACAUAAUUUCGCGAUAUUCUUGAUUCGCGGACUCAGCGUUUCUACGUUUUUACACGUCGCAAUUACUACUCGCGAGCGAUACGCGCGGAAACGGAAGCGGCCGAUCGCGGCUGAGAUAUAUAUCGCGAAAACGGACCGCGUUGCAGACGUCGAUUGCAAAAUUAACCAGUUCCGCGCGACAGGCGACGUUUUGAUCGUCAAACGUGUAAUAUUUUCGCUGCUCCGUGCGCGCUGGCGACUUUCUUUAUAACGCGAAAACGGAGUUUCUCGAUAGUUGGACGGUUUAACCACGCUUGGAACUUAAUUCAUCAAAUUUCCGGAGGAACAGUGGCGAAACUCGCCACGACGACGAUGCACGACGAAAGUUACCCUCCUUCCCAUCGCGAUCGACAACGACCGCGGCGCGAUUUUUCUCGCGAAAAGGGACUCUCUCGCGCGCCGGCGUGAAUUCCCGACGUAGGGAAAUUGGCGUGCGGUUCGUGAAUUUUCGCGGGGCCGGCCCACGAUAAUCCGGGCUUAUCGAUCGGCACUCAGUUGCCAACUUGGCAGUGGCGAACUCUCGGAAUUACGAGUGAAAUGCUCUACAUAGCGACGCGGUUGGCAAAUCAGAUCCGCUUUCAUACCUUUGCGAGGGAGGAUAUGUCGAAUUCCAGCUCACCUUCCGGUGGGUCAGACUUUUGCAAUUCGACGACGCGGGAAUGUCCAUGUCGUAUGCGGCUCUUGAUUCAACGCGCGCAGAGAUCGUAACAUCUUUCAGCGUGUUGUUUCUCUGAGCUCUGAUAUAAUGAUUUUUUUUUUUUUAAUACAACCGUAUCUAAUGCGCACCGUACAUUGUACGGUACAUACAAAAGAUCGAAAUGAGUGAACGAAAUGAUUUCCACGUCGCUCUACCCUUCCAUUUCGUUGAUUGAAGCGUUUCGAAAGAGUACAAAACUUGCACGUCAAAGGGUUAAGGGAAAAGGGUACCGCGGGAACAGGGUCGGACUUUUUUUUCCCCCCCAACCGAGCUCGUUGUUCGAGUUUCGGGCUAAAUCCUGGACGGAGUGGUUUUCAUGCCGCUACCCUGACGGUCGUCGAGCUUGUCGUCGUGUAGUAGUUGGUUGUAUGCCAUUGUAACCUACGCGCUUUCUAGCAGUCGGCGUUAGUUCCCUGCUCUCUCGCUCGUUCCCUCGUUCAGAUUUGUACUUAAAAACCUGUGGGGUCAGUGGUGCUCACAGCCAGGCUUAGUUUGACGCAACCAAUUAGGAACGUGGUAUAGAAUAGAACUAAUGUAACUUUACUUUGACUCUGCUGUCGUAGCACGGUAGAACCAAGUAAAGCCUGGGGUGCUACCCUGGCUUUGUGCUGACAACUUUACGUAGAAUUUCGAGGCAUCGAUUGAGGCGCGACAUUAAAUGAUAUCAAGGUUGUUUGAUGAAUUAUCCGUGAUUUAGUUACGCUUAUAAAUUUGAAUGAUUAAAAGGACCGUUUUAAUCCAAAGAGAAGUCGCAAUUUUUUAAUCUAUUUUAAGAUUAUUGCAUUUGAUAGUGUCGAUUGAUAACGCUACGAUAUUUCAUCGAGUGUCUUGGUUCAAAUAAUUAAGUUUGUAUUAACUUCUCGAUAGUGUAGCAGAGUGUUGUAAAUGACGAGUUAUCAUUAGAAAGAUACACAAAUAUUUCCGAGAGAUACUUUGUGCACCUUUAGGCAGUGCAAUCUCAAUUAAACAACGCAUUCCAUAAAAAAAAAAAGAAGAUACAGGAUCGAUCAUAAAAUAAUGAGAAACGCCAAUUUGUUUUUGUUUGCGUGAGUAAAAACAACAAAGUGGCGUUCGAUACAGAUUGUUCUGCAUGCGCGCGAUACAAUUGAAUUAUGUAUAAAUGUAAGUGGUAAACGUUCGGUUCUCAUAUCGGGGCGAGCUUGCAAUCCCGAUUUGCACAGCGACGCGUCUCACGUCAGCUCGGUGUUUUGAGAAUCGCUGGGUUCUCACUGCGCAGACAGGGUCCUCGUAUUCGGGACACGGCUGCGGCCGUGCGCAACCAUUGUGCGCAGCGUACAGUCACGUGACAAGAUGUCGAGGUGGGCGCCAAGCUCGCUGGAUUGGCCGAUACCGCGAUAUUUAUCCCCCAUCCGGCGUCGCUCGAACAAAGAGACGAGGCUACCCCGUCCGCGGUCGCGAGCGAUGCCAUUAGAAAGUCGUCGGCAGUCGAUGAACGCGGAAACCCCGCGAGUUGGAUAGAGACCGCGAGAAGGAGACAGACAGAGAGAGCUGGUCCAUCGGCUCGAGAAAGUUAUCAGGACUCGAUACGGAAAGAGACAAAGAGAGAGAGAGAGAGAGAAAAAAGAAAGAAAAAAAGAGUGGAAGGUUUGGGAAAACAUCCCUGAGCGACAUUAGAGACAUCAGCUCCGACUCGACUUCAGCGUACAUCGAAUCGUCCGGAUCGGACGGUCGCGUCGGGAAUCGAUUCGGUGAAACGAAGGGUGCUUUCCAUCCGCGAAAACGGACCCAAGAAACUCUUCACGAGAAGAAGGAAAUUCGGAGCAAGGGAGGCGAGCACUUGAGAAACGACGCGUCGACGCUCGGCCGAGAGAGAGAGAGAGAGAGAUCGAUCCCCCGCGUACAUCUGCAACUGUGCGUCAGGUUGUAUCCUCAUCGGUGAGGAUCUUCGAGAGACGCUCCGGCGGUUAGCGCAUCGCGCUGGAGGGUCGACGACGACGACGACGUUCCACGACGAGCGCUGUAGAGUGCUACGCAGCGACGUGGCGACGACGCCAUUUUGUUACCGUGCGCUCCUUUCGGCAUCAGCGACGUCGAGCCUACUCAUCGCCGCGCCGUGACCCGUGACACGCGCGUAUCUCCGAUUGCGUUCGUCAAUAAGUGCGAAACGACGUGGAGCGCCUUUAGCCUCCGGAGCCUUGGAUCGCGAAAGACAGCGCGACGGAGGGAGAGAGAGAGAGAGAGAGAGAGAAAGAGAGAGAAAAGAUUAUAUAUAUUCAUAUAUAUAUAUAUAUAGACGGUGCUCGUGUAUCCGAGUAAGACAAAGUGCGUCAUCGGCGUGAGUCUCAUUCGCGCACCGUCAAUCUCAUCGCGAAAGAAAGAAAGAGGGAGGGGAAGAGAGAGAAAGAAAGAGAGAGGGGGGAGAGAAAGAGAGAGUUCCAUCCACUUAUCACCAUCGACACCUUCGCCCUGGGUCACCACCGACCAUGAGACUGGAAAUCGUGUCGGCGGCGGAUUUUCUGGUGCACCUGCUGCGCCUGCAGGCGGGUCAGCUGUCGGAACGGCAACUGGAGAUGUUCAAAUCAUCGCUGACGGAGGUGUUGCGCCACCGUUACCGCGAUCACUGGUUCCCAGAUCGGCCAAAUCGCGGCUCCGGCUACCGUUGCAUACGUAUAAACGGUAAAAUGGACCCGGUGAUAGCGCAGGCCGGUGCGAACGUCGGCCUCCUGCCUACCGUUCUGCACAGCCUGUUCCCCAGCGAGCUCACCAUGUGGAUCGACCCGUCGGAAGUGUCGUACAGGAUCGGCGAGAAUGGUUCCAUCUGUGUGUUGUACGAGCGCACCGAAGUCGAGAGCACGGAUGAGAUCUCCCAGCAGCAGCAACAUCAACAUCAUCAACAACAGCAGCUGCAUCAGCAUCCGCACCAUCACACGCAACCGCAACACCAGCAAGCGCCGAUUAUGCCACCAAUACAGCAGCAGCAACAACAGCAAUUUGAGAGCUGCAAAGACUCGCUGAUGCUGGAGCACACGCAAUUCAGCGAGCAGAUCGCCGCGUACGUCUCCAGCUGAAUCGCCGGGCUCGUCGCCACGCUCGCAUCUACGCUCUCGAAAUGAUCUACUAUAAGCGCACGUGCAUCUCGUGAUAUGUGAUAUCCCGUCGUGUGUCGCGUCGAACCGAACGGGUUCGCGCGCUCAAUUUUUCGUGGACUCUAAACUCGUGCGUGCGUCCAUUCUUGCGUUUCAUCUCUUUCUUUCUCUCCUUUUUUAUUUUCCUUUCAUUCUUUUCCUUUCUUUCUCGAUGCGCCGAGAGUCUCGAGCGAAGAAUCGAUCCUCCAUCGUCGUCUUUUUCUUUUCUUCCUUACCCUUCCCCCCCCCUCUCUCUCUCUCUCUUUCUCUCUCUCUCUUUUUCUCUCGUCUUCUAUGGAAAAAGAAGAAAAAUGUGUAUAAAUGGAGUGCUGUCAUCCAUCGAUAAUCUGCAGCGUCGCAUCUCGUCGCGCCUCCUCGUCCGCCCUCCUUCGAGCGAGUUCCUGUUACACGGGAAGAGUCCAUCCUUCGGGAGACGCGAGCUCGUCCACGCGCGUCGGUCGACUCGAAACUUGACUCUAGUCUAGUCUCGCGACUUCCCGACCCUUUUCUCGCGCGCGCGCGCGCGCGCGAACAAGAAUCUCGAGAAUGAGCAAGAAAAGGCACCUUCGAGCAGAGAAACGUGUUUUCGACUAGUCUGUGUGUGAUUCAAACAACGCGAUCGAUUGACGAAGAAGAAGAGAAAAACACAACGGAACGAAAAGGAGAAAACAUCUGUGUCGUGAUCAAAGCGCGCAGACCAGUCGUCGUUGAUCCGGAGACGCUGCUCGCCUGAACGUCGUCGUUGCCGUCGUCAUCAUCAUCAUCGUCGUCGUCGUCAGUCGCCCUACUACUACUAUCGGCGAGUCUUUUUCGCUGGAAAAAAGGAUCUCGCGGCCGUCGUCGCAGCGAGAAAGAAUGAAGAGUGAGCUCGGAGCUCUCUUCAGCAGCCGACUAAUUGAUCUCAAUACCUCCGCCACCUGCGUAACCUCCGAGUGUCUCUCGUGAUGACAGUAACCACGCGAGGGAGGAACAACGAAGAGCCAGCCAGCCAGCCAGCCAGUCUCAACGCCCUUCCUACGUUCUCUCGAGGGAGUAAAGGAACCGUACUCUCAGACACUUUACACAUAACACACUUAUAUAUAUACCUACACACCUACAUACCUACACACACACACACACACACACACACACACACACACACACACACACACUUGUACACGCUUUCUCCGUCUCUCGCAUCCUCCCGAACCGACCAGCAUCUUUCUUCCACGCACUUUUUGUCACCGUCGGAUCUCAAAUUAAGGUUCGUACACACCGACGAGUAUUUACAUUGUCUUUCGAUGUGAAAAGCAGAUACACACUUAUCUUUUGCGGAAAUUAAAUCUUGAGUGAUGCAAUCCCGCUGGUGGUUCAGUCGUUUAGAGUGUUCGAGAGAAAGUAAAACUGCAUGACUUUUACGAUAAUUCUUAUGAUAUAUAAUAAACAAGCUUUUCCACAUCUUCGUCGCGUCGGUUUGUACGAUCGUAAAGUUGAGAACCAGAAAAGAACGAGACGAGAUUCAACAGUAGUACUCUAUUCUCAUCGCCGAGAAUUUUUUCGCACUGUCAGUGCAGAUUACCACCGAGCCACACACGUAAUACACGUAUACAAGAUCCCGUGAUACAUUCAUACGAAAUUGUAAAUUAUACGCGCAUCGACGAGUCUUGAGCAAACGAUCGCGAUGGAUCACUCCGCUAUCGUGAGGUGUCAAGAUCGUCAGUGUCGAUUCAUCGAAUUUGCUCUUCGUUAACAUCAAUUUUCCACGAGCAUUUGUAAAAAUUCACUAAAUUCACAACGUCUCAGAUUCACAACGCGCGACAUUAUUUCGCGCAUAUUCUACGAGUUUAUCAGAAUAAUUCUGAUUUUUUAAGAAAAUCGAGUGCAUCGAAAUUUAUGCCAAACGCAGCAUCGUCGUGAUAAUGAAGUAUCAAAUUCGAUGUAAGGUUGCGAAUUCUAUUUUUUUCGAGAACGGCCCUCAAUAGUACGAAUCUUAAAUGUCUUCAACUAUUUGACAGCUAUUCUCGACGAUAGAAAUCUCAAGCAGUAAGUCUGAAUGUGCAUACACAUUACACUCGCAGAUACACACAUACACGUACAAAUUUUACGAAAGCGCGUGAGUUAUAUGUACAUAUAUACAUAUAUAUAUAUAAGCGUUAUGUAUAUGUAAAGCAGAAUGUACACGCGCGGGGGCGAGAAAAGGGAGCGAAGCAGUCACCUCCGGGCGUGUACAUAACCGACGAAUUGUAUAUUAUAUCCUUCGCGUGAGAGGAGAUGGAAGAAAGCGGGAGAAAACACGACGGUGUAUAAAAUUGCUGUGAUUUUAUCCACGGAAGGCACCCGGGCGUGUUUUUACUACUGGAGAGUCGGUCUCGGAUAGUGAGUCGCAUGAUGCACGGUGUGCGGCUACGAAUGUUUCAGGAAUGAUUCCGUGUGAGAGAGAGAGAGAGAGAGAGAGAGAGAGAGAGAGAGAGAGAGAGAGAGAGAGAGAGAGAAUGAUAGAACGUGUGUGUACGACACGCGCGUAACUCGCUCGCCCGCUCCGGCAAUAAUAAUCGAGUUCGCUCGAUUAAUCACGCGUCUGCUUCGUGUUCGCGGCAUCGGGAUCUGUUCAAUUACCGUUACUUGACGAACCGAUACGCUUGCGUCAAUAAUGAGUACCAGCUCCGCGAUUGUCGAUUGAUUAUUACGAGUGCGCGGAUUCAGUUUUUUGCCUAUGAAAUUCAAAUUGGACUCGAUAUCUCGUCACACGUGGAAAUUUUUAUCGGUUUUCCCAGCGAGUAGAGCGAGUCGGAAUGGAGGUGGGUGAGGGUUUGCAUGUGAAAGAGUAUAUGUGUGUACGCAUGUGUGGCGUGUGCAACGUGUACGUACGGAAAGAUCGAACAGUUAAUGAAGGUGGAGGGAGGAAGAGAGAGAACUUAUCGUGUUCGAUGUCGAACGAGAAAAAGGCUCUGUUGUACGUAGCAAUUGUAGAAACCAUGUCUGUGAUUAUACUAAGAAUAGAGCGACAAUAUAAGCAAUUUCCGUAUAUAACGACCUAACACGAGCGGCGUGUGCGCUUAUUAGACAUACCAGUAUGUAAAUGAUAUACAUAUAUAUAUAUACAUGUAUAUAUAUGUAUUACAUAUAUACAUACACAUAUACACAUAUAUACGUGUGAGAAUUUUAUCCGUGGGUAUACGUGCGCGUUCCGCGCUUUUAAUCGGGUCGUCGCCUCGAGCGGAGUAAAAAAAUUCGCGUCUUUGCCUUCCGGUCGUUUUCUUCUUCUUGUUGCGUGUCCGUAUGUAUCGCGUGUAAUCGAAAGUAAAUAACGUCCCACCGGAAAGAGUACAUCGCCACCGGAAGCAAACGAUGCAAAUCCGCUUCAAGUGUUGAAACUAAAGAUGACUCGUUUAAGAUCGCUGAAUGCGCUCGCGAACGGCGGAAGGACGAAAUCAAUCUUACCUCGCGCUCGUAAUAAACUUCUCGGUCCUCUUCGACUUUGACGUCAUGCGUCGAAAUAAUCAGAUUACUCGUAUCAUAACAGUGUACGCAACAGUGCUGCGUACACUCACUGAUAUCACCGUGACAAAUUGAUCGAUUCGUAAAUAGGCAUAAAAAUUCGUUAUUGCACCCCGCUACGUGUGGCGUCAAAACAGGAGACUGCUGUCGACGAGGAUAAAAAUGAAAUAGAGAGAUUAUAGUUUCUGUUAUUUUUUUUAAUUUCUUUUUUUUUGCAUAUCGGUGAAACACACGUUCCGAUCGUCCGUAUCGACGGCUGUAGAACACCAGCGAUCUCGAAUAUAUAAUCUGUCGAAAGUAGUGCGGGACGAGGCCGGAGAGAAAGUGUGAGAGCCAGGCGGUGAGAUCUCCGCUGCGUCGUCCUUCGAUGAUUAUUUUGCUGCUGACAAGACACGUUCCUUUCCCUUUGUUUUUGGUUUCCACGCGGAAUCGAAAAGGACGCGCCGUCUUCGAGAAUAAAUCCUAUACAUUUACAUUACAUAUUCAUUCGUUUCCACAAGUACACAUGUAAAACUAUAAACCGACGAAUACUAAGGGUGAGAAAGAUAGAGAGUGAAAGAAUGAGAAUGAGAAUGAGAAUGAGAAUGCGUAUGCGAAGGUGCGUUGGAAUGAGAAAUUAUGGGGAGGAGAAAGAGAGAAAGACAAAGGGGGCUGGACGGAAGAGGAGAAAAUGCGAGCAUAUACACAUUUAUUUCGCGAAUAAAUUGUAAUUAUAUAUAUAUAUAUGCGCAUAUAUUAUAUAUACAUAAUUAUAUACAUAUAUAUAUACACAUCUUGUAAUUAUACAUAUAUAUAUAUAUAUAGAGAGAGAGAGAAAGAGAGAGGGAGAGAGAGAAAGAGAGACCUUCACAGGAGGAAUUUGUACAAAUCCGCUGGGAUAAAUCACCAGCAAGUCUGUGAUUUUAGCUUGGUUACUAAUUCAGUAUUUUUUUAAAUAAAACGAGACAAAAUCAAGAUAAAUCAUAAAAAAAGAAACACGAUUCGGCCCGCGAGAGAGAGGAGGGUUCGCAAGAGAAGGGAAGAGAAAGUUUAUGAAAAAGAGAGCGUGUGUGGUCAGACUGAAUGAGAUAGAUUAUGUGUGGUUGAGUUAAAGGAACGAGAGAGGUAGAAUCGGGGAAGGGGAAUCUUGGAAUUAGAAGUUUGCAAUAACAUUACUUGAAAUGUCCUGGAAAAAAAAAUUUCUCCAAGCAACUUCGCGAUUCUUUGACUUGUUUUACGAAAAAAACAUGAUGAAUCUUACUUUACGAUCGUUUUGCUUUUGUUCAGGAAAACGUGCAAUUAUUGAGAUUAUAAUUACUCAAAUCGCAAUAUCACAUUAAUGUGGCGACGUGCUCGAACGAAUAAAAAGAGCAUGACGUACUUUACGUUAAAAAUAUUGAUAAGAAGACAGGAAUCACUUCUCUGUCGCUUGGUCAUUAUGAGCCUCACUAAUGUCAGUUAGUAUUAAUCAUUUUCUUUUUUUCAUCUUUUAUUAUAUCCAGUAAUACAAUAGAGAAGAAAAAGGACGAAUUAAUUAAAUUAUGAUUUGUGCCGAUUAUCGUUAGCAAAAUUGGCUUGUUUUUAUCUUUAUUAUAAAAUUAUUUCUAAUUCGUUCUUUGUUGAAUUGCUGUGAGUCACGAUUGAUAAUGUAAUUUUAGAUCAUUUGAAAUCCAUACCGAAAAAUAUACGUACUGAAUGUCAUGCUUCUUGAAUUGUCGUUGUCAUGAUAACUUUUGUACUUCGAUUUUCUAGAUUUUUCCUUCUUGGCCACGCGUGAGAAAGAAUUGCGAAAGAAAUGAAACUUUAGGGCCGGCUCUUCGUCGAAUACUUUUUUUCUUCGGAAAAAUCAUUUUUUGUUUAUACGAACACUAGAAAUGAGAAAGAGGAAGACGAUAGAUUCUCGGUGAAGUAAAAUUGUAAGUAAAAUUGGGGGGCAAAAGUUGAAAGAAACGGGAAAAUAAAAAUAUGAAGAACAGAGAGAGAAAGAAAGAAAUGAAUAAAUGAUUGAAUGAACAAGUGAGUGAGUUAAAGAGAAAAAGGGGAGAGAGAGAGUGAGUAAGUGAGUGAGUGAGUGAGUGAGUGAGUGAGUGAGUGUGUGUGAGGGAUUUUGCAGGAGUGUUCAAUUCGAUCAAGUUGGGUCACGGGUUCCACGAUAAUAUUGUAAUGACAGAUUACUUAUGUGAGUACUGAUUAACAAACUUGUAGCGAUUUCGCUUAGUGUUGUAGAAAGGGAAUGAGAUAACAACUACCCGUGACCUGCGAGAUCCGAAUUCGGCGACCCUGUCCAGCCAAUACAUCGGCUGCAUUCGGAGAGAAGGAAGGCAGAGCGCAAAUAUAAAAGAUUCGUUUCUGCGCGUUGACUGCGAGCGAGACGCCACUCGAUGAAUUCUGUAUAAAAUUCGCUUUACAAGUCUACAUGCAUGUCCAUGAGUAUACAUACAUAUACACACAUACACAUACACGUACACAAGUACACCAUACCCACGACAUACGUAUACAGAUCGCAAAUACUCAAGACACGAUACCUAUAACAUGCGAGAUACCCAAUACAUUACACACAUACUCGAAUCUGUAGACUCGUAGGUUUACUAUUAAUUAUAAUGAAUUAUAAUUAUUAUAUCUAUUAUAUAUCAAUGUAUAAUUAUAUUUAGUUUUUAGGUUUAUGAUUAUAUUGGCUAAUUAUUUCCCGCUUGUACAUAUGCCGUGAAGCUCCAGAGAAAAAAUUAAAUCUUUAACAAAGAAAAUCUAUAAUUUUUUCGACUGUUUUUGUACAGAGAUAAUAAAAACAAAAGGCCUCGUGCUUAUGAAAUUUCAUGAAUACAAAAAAAAA